Messenger RNA from Pseudocercospora fijiensis CIRAD86, 909 nucleotides. RefSeq lists its product as uncharacterized. The transcript has a single exon. Bases 1 to 909 code for a protein of 302 amino acids. The record is from RefSeq and is a predicted model, not a curated record. NCBI's taxonomy places the organism in Eukaryota, Fungi, Ascomycota, Dothideomycetes, Mycosphaerellales, Mycosphaerellaceae.
AUGAGGCUCAUCAACGUGUCACCGCUCUUCGGCCUUCUCCUGGCCACGGCGGCCAUCUCCAAAGCUACGCUACCGCCACACAACAUCUAUGAGACGGUCACCGACACGUCACACUUCGAUGAUGAAAUCUCAUUGAACAACAAUACUCUUAUGGGAUUCAUGGAGACCGAAAACCUCCAGAGUGGACCACCGAAAGUCUACACUUUCCGAAAUACUCCCAUCCACCCAAAACAACUUGACAAAGUCAUCAAACGCGCCUUCGCCCGCGGCGACUGCGAAGAGUUCUGCAAAAUCAACUACGGCCACUGGGCCUGCCAUCCCAACUACCCAUGGCCCAUGACCUGUCUCGGUCAAUCCAGAAAGUACCGAUGCGGCGAGCCAGGAAAACCCGAAGAAAACUGGUGGACCGCCAUCGAAGCCUGCAAAGAUCCUCGAAUCGACGCCAACGGCUUCGUGAAACCCCAAAACGACACAACAGCAGCAGGUUAUGACCACCCGAUUCCACUUCCAGAAGACCUGUUCGUCCAAGGUGCUCCCAUUCCCAAAGACUGCAGAGAUCAACCCUACGGUGCCGACCUCUACUACAACUGCCGCAACGUCUGGCAGACUCAACGCUGCUGCGCAGUAUAUUCCACCUGGCAAGAAGAAUGUCUCGAAGUCCAGAAGGAUUUCACGGGAGAGGAAUGGUGUGGAGGAAUGGAGCGGGGACUCCAUACUUUACCUGACGGCGAGUGGGCUGUUCCAGACAAUUGUGCAGUCUACAGAAUUCAGGAUAAGAAGUGUCUUGUGCCGAAGAGAGGGUAUCCGGGAGACUAUGUCGAUGUUCAAGGACAAUCCAUUCACGGUGAUUGGAGUAUGGGACCCGGUUGGCAUCGACUUCCGAUCAACGAUGACAAUAUGCCGAAUUAG